This is a messenger RNA of Heterocephalus glaber (naked mole-rat), 1099 nucleotides long. It is a transcript of the gene Lsm12, whose product is annotated as LSM12 homolog. Gene Ontology annotation, molecular function: RNA binding. The record is from RefSeq and is a predicted model, not a curated record. NCBI's taxonomy places the organism in Eukaryota, Metazoa, Chordata, Mammalia, Rodentia, Bathyergidae.
GCACGCCUGCGGCGAGGCGCGGAGCUGACUGGGGGCCCGGCUUUCGCCCGCUGCUGCUCCCGCCGCCGCCGCCGCCGGCCGCGGCUGCUCUCCCAAGAUGGCGGCUCCUCCGGGCGAGUACUUCAGCGUCGGGAGCCAGGUGUCGUGCCGGACGUGCCAGGAGCAGCGGCUGCAGGGCGAGGUGGUAGCCUUCGACUACCAGUCCAAGAUGCUGGCUUUAAAAUGUCCCUCUUCCAGUGGAAAGCCCAACCAUGCCGACAUCCUGCUCAUAAACUUACAGUAUGUUUCAGAAGUGGAAAUAAUUAACGACCGGACAGAAACUCCUCCUCCCCUAGCUUCACUCAAUGUUAGUAAGCUCGCCAGCAAAGCGCGGACGGAGAAGGAGGAGAAGCUGAGCCAGGCCUAUGCAAUCAGUGCUGGCGUCUCCCUUGAGGGCCAGCAGCUCUUCCAGACCAUCCACAAGACCAUUAAAGACUGUAAAUGGCAAGAAAAAAACAUCGUAGUCAUGGAAGAAGUUGUUAUUACGCCCCCCUAUCAGGUGGAAAACUGUAAAGGCAAAGAGGGGAGCGCACUGAGCCAUGUACGCAAAAUAGUGGAAAAACAUUUUAGAGACGUGGAAAGCCAAAAGAUCCUGCAGCGCUCACAAGCCCAGCAGCCACAGAAGGAGGCGGCCCUGUCGUCCUGAGGCCACGCGUCGGGGACCUCAGCACCCAGUGUGGCGGCGGCUCACGGAGGAAGGCGGGGAGGGGAGGGACCCCAAGUUUCCUGCUGGCUCCCGCCCCCCAGGGGCCAGCGCGUCCAGUCUUAGACUUGAACAGACAAACGCCCAACAAAAGCGCACGGAGGUCAUUUACCGUCGAACCAGUACCUGGCUAACAGACUCCGCCCGCCAUGCCCUGUCACAGCCCCUCUCCGACAGUCACCUUGUUAGUUUUAUUUUCGAAGGCCCCUUGCCCGCUCUGGCCGCUCACUUCCUUCUCUCCUGCCCAACUCUCUUCCUGCCGUUCUGUUUUUAUAAGUGGCGCCAGUCGCCUUCCGAGUAAUUGAAAGAAACUUUUACAUCUUCUCUUCCAAAAUAAAAGUAACAAGCUGACUGUGA